This is a messenger RNA of Cyprinodon tularosa, 3962 nucleotides long. RefSeq names its product ubiquitin specific peptidase 48 (gene usp48). NCBI's taxonomy places the organism in Eukaryota, Metazoa, Chordata, Actinopteri, Cyprinodontiformes, Cyprinodontidae. Gene Ontology annotation, cellular component: cytosol; nucleus. Gene Ontology annotation, molecular function: cysteine-type endopeptidase activity; protein binding; cysteine-type deubiquitinase activity. Bases 165 to 3308 code for a protein of 1047 amino acids. Gene Ontology annotation, biological process: protein deubiquitination. The record is from RefSeq and is a predicted model, not a curated record. The transcript is spliced from 28 exons.
UACGUCACCUGCGUCACUAGUUUACGUAGCGUGGAUUUUAAGCGGAGGAAUUAUUUAUUUAUAAACUGACGCAAAGGCGCUAAAUCUAAAAUAAACCGCUAAUAAAAUGUUAUAACCUAACACGCAUACAAUGGUGAAGCAGCUACACGCAUGAGAGAAAUAAAAUGGCUCCCCGCGUUAAACUGGAUAAAGCCGCGUGGCUGUGGGUGGAAACUGUCAAACCAGAAGACAUAAAGCAGGAGCAUAUAGAGCUAGCAUAUCGAAUCAACAUCCCGGCCUGCAAGAGGGGAAUCUGCAGGAGGAAUUGCAAAGGGAAUCCCAACUGUCUGGUUGGGAUUGGGGAACAGGUGUGGCUUGGAGAGAUUGAUGAAAACACUUUCCAUAAUAUUGAUGAUCCAAAUUCUGAACGCAGAGAAAAGAACAUUUUUGUUGGCCUGACCAACCUUGGUGCAACUUGUUAUGUCAACACAUUCCUGCAAGUGUGGUUCCAUAACCUGGAGCUUCGUAGUAGCCUCUAUCAGUGUCAGAAUUCCCGGGCACAGGAACACAAUGUUGAUUCUGAUUAUGAACCACAGUCCAUAUGUGAGCACUUGCAGUACCUAUUUGCCCUCCUGCAAAAUAGCAACAGAAAGUACAUUGACCCGUCAGGCCUGGUGAAAGCACUGGGUCUGGAUACAGGACAGCAGCAGGAUGCCCAGGAGUUCUCCAAUCUUUUCCUGUCUCUGUUGGAGGAGACUUUGUCCAAGGAGAAGAAUCCCAACUUGCAAAAUCUCAUCCAGCAGCAGUUCUGUGGGCAGUUCUCCUACGUUACCAUGUGUAAUCAGUGUGGAAGAUCCUCUACUUUGCCGUCCAGAUUCUAUGAGCUGGAGCUGAAUAUUCAGGGCCACAAAAACCUCACUGAGUGCAUCACAGAGUUCCUGAAGGAAGAGAAGCUGGAUGGAGAGAACCGCUACUUCUGUGAAAACUGCCAGAGCAAACAGAACGCCACCCGGAGAAUCAGACUUCACAGCCUCCCUCCGACCCUCAACCUGCAGCUCAUGCGCUUUGUCUUUGACAGACAAACGGGUCUAAAGAAGAAGCUCAACACUUUUAUCAAUUUUCCUGAGCAGCUGGACAUGGAACCGUUCUUGGAAAGAAAACUAGACCAGAGUUCUGUCUAUGAGCUGAGUGCGGUGCUGAUCCACCGAGGCAUCAGCGCCUACUCGGGACACUACAUCGCCCACGUCAAGGACGCUCUUACCGGCGACUGGUACAAAUUCAACGAUGAGGAGAUCGAAAAAAUGGAAGGAAAGAAGCUGCAGCUUGGAAUUGAAGAGGACAUCGCUGAAACAGGAAAAACCCAAUCCAGAAAACCCAAAUGCAGUAAAGGCUACCACUGCUCUAGAAACGCUUACAUGCUGGUAUACAAGGUCCAGGAGGAGAAGAGCUCAGAACCUUCCAGGACUAACGUCGAGGUCCCAGCAUUCCUUCAGAAGUUGGUCGACCAAGACAACCAUAAGUUUGAAGAGUGGUGCAUGGAGAUGGCCAACAUGAGAAAGCAGAGUGUGGAUAAGGGCAGGGCCAAGCAUGAAGAGGUGAAGGAGCUCUACGACCUUCUACCUGCAAAAGACGGAGAACCAUUUGAGUUUAUCCCCCUGGAGUGGCUGAAGAAGUGGCUCGAUGACUCCACUGCCACCAAGGAAAUUGACAACUCCAUUUUUCUUUGUUCUCAUGGAAAGCUGCACCCAGACAAGAUGACAGAUAUCAAGAGGGUUUCUCUGCAAGCAGCCAAACUCUUGUACGAACGCUACGGUGGCGGACCAAGACUUGACGGUUGUUCUCUGUGUAGAGACUGCGUCAGCGAGCGGUGCAGGGUGCUGCGGCUAAAAAGACAGCUCGAUGAAGACUACAAAGGGAUUUCUAAUCUAGUAAAGCGCACAUCCAAUGGUGAAGGCUACUGGGUGGGAAAGGCAUCUUUGCGUGGCUGGAGGCAGCUGGCUUUGGAACAGCUGGAAGAAGAUGAGCAUGAAACCAAACACAGCAAUGGCAGGACCAACGGCCAGGGACCGCACGCUAACAAGUUCAGCUCAGACGUCUCCGAAGGGACUGAAGACGAGACGAAGACGUUCAAUGAAGACAUUAUUUGCGGUCAUGGAGGACUGAGUAUUCUGGAGACAGAACGGAAGCUGGUGUCCACUGAAGUUUGGACAAAGCUGAGGGAAUACUUCCCCAAAGCCCCAGAAUUCACCCACCUUCAAGAGCCGUGUCGGCAUUGUCUGACGUUGGAGCAGGAGGAGAAGGACAACGAGGCAGUCAGUAAGAUGAUGGCUCUGGAUCAAAAGAAUCAGCUCCUCAACCUUUUCCACGAAAAGAACCGACCAACUCUCACCAAGUGGCCCCAGGGCACAGAUAGACUUUACAUAGUCCCUCUGUUUUUUGUGGAGGAGUGGAGAAAAUUUAUCAGGAGACCCACAAAAUCCUCUCCAGUGUCUAAUGUGGGGAAUUCGCUGCUUCUCUGUCCGCAUGGCGGCUUCAUGUUCACCUACGACUCCCUGAUCAACGGAGAGGCCGAACAUAUAGCUCUGUUGUGGCCUUACGAAUGGGACGUGAUCAGCAGACUCUUCAUCGUUGACAAGCCCAUAGCGAUCCACUGUGUGAGUCAGAACGCCGCAGACGGCUCUACGGCGCAGUACACCACCGAGCCUGAGCUGUGCUGGGAGUGCAGAGAGAGCUUCCUGUUUCAGCAGCAGAGGGACCUUAGAGAGUACACCCAGGCAACCGUCUACAUCCGCAAAGUCAUCGAAGACAAAAUGGCGGGAAAAGACAGCGCCCCGGAGCUGAAUGCCUGCAGCUCUGAAGCAGAAGAGGAGAGGGAGGAGCUUCCAAAGAUGGAUGGAGAGAAAGAUCCAGACUUCAGUCAGUCACAGGAUGGUGCAAAGCGUAUGAAGAUGAAUGACAGCAGUGCAGCUUCAGUCGCUGCUCCCUCUGUGAUCAACGCGAUCAAACCAGGAGGAAUCAGAAGGAGCACUCGCCACAGGAAACUCAGAGGAGAGAAAGCACUCAUCGUUUCUGCAAAUCAGACACUAAAAGAGCUGAAGAUCCAAAUCAUGCACGCUUUCUCCGUGGCUCCUUUCGACCAGAACCUCUCGAUAGACGGAAAAGGUCUGACAGAUGAUUCGGCCACAUUAGGCAGCCUGGGCGUUAUCCCAGAAUGCAUCAUCUGUUUGAAGGCUGAUGAACCAGUUACAGACUACGCUGCAAUGGAUGACGCCUAUCAGGUGAGAAUGCCUGAGGAGGGGUUUAAAGGUACAGGCCUUCUUGGACACUGAGGAACGCUCUGCUGUAGCCAUAACUAAAUUCCAUGGAAAUUGGAGGAAAAUGCUUGAAUAUGUGAAGUGUCAAUAUAUAAAUAAGUGCUUUAAGUUAGUUUUUUUUUCUAUGUUUUAGCUAGGUUUUCUUUAAUGAAAAUGUGGCUAUGUUGUAAAGAAUCUGUUUUCCUUUGCUUAAGGAUAGUUGGUCUUUUGAUAAAUUUUGAACUUCAUAGUUUGUUCAUGAAAAAGUGUGUGUUCCUACUUGAGGCAGACGAUAGAAAGGGACCUGCUGUUCUCCAACGUUAUACUUUAGUUCAGUUUGACAGUCAUCUGGGAAACGGAUCUUUUCUUUGGGUCGGUGGUGAGGACGGACAUCGUCUUCCCAUUAUUUGGAGGUUUUUGUUCUUUAUUGUUCUAUUUACAGAAUUCAUAAAUCAGAACACGAGUGAUUAUUACUGCUCUGAGACGUUCAAACAUUUAACGGCCCGACGUCACAAUAUCCAAUCAGUAUCAAACACAUUAUCAGUCGGAAAAAAACUGAAAGUUUUGUAGAAGCUGAUUUUUUUUUUUGUUUUUUACUUUAAACAGUAAAAAUAUGAUUACAUGUCCAGUUCUUUUCACAGUUGUUUUCUUAUGAACAAUAAAGCUAUUUUCAACAGCUGUCUUCUUUCA